Molecule: messenger RNA, 727 nt
Organism: Mizuhopecten yessoensis (Yesso scallop)
Lineage: Eukaryota; Metazoa; Mollusca; Bivalvia; Pectinida; Pectinidae
Product: transmembrane protein 242-like
Exons: 4
Coding region: 124-618 (164 amino acids)
Source: RefSeq, a predicted model, not a curated record
GUUAGGAUUCAUUUAUAGAAAAUUUAUCACGAAAAAUGUUUUAAAAAUAUAGCAUUACAUAUUUUUGGUGUUUUAGAUAAAUUAAUUGUGACAUUCGUUUAGACCUUGACAUUGUAAACAAACAUGGCGACCUCCAGUGGAGAUCAUGCUUCUGAAAUCCAAUGUGUGCAAACGGAAUCUAAACCAACGAAAAAAGGAGAUUCUGUUGCGCCUGGUGUGGUGUUCCUCACAUUGACCACAGUCGUGUCCACUGCUCUUGGAUUAAUUGGAGGUUUGGCUUUGACUAAAAAACAAGAUCCUGUUUAUUAUCAAAAGGGUUCGUUAGAUCAUUCCCAAGGAAAGCCAGUCACUGGGUAUUCUGUAGCAUUAAGAGCCUUUCGCUUGGGCACACUGUUGGCGUUUUCUGGUGUUGGACUUAUCUCAUUUGCUGUAUGGAAAACAUUGGGUGUUAAUAAUAUGGAGGAGUUCAGUGCCGCGGUCCAAUCAAAGAUGCCUGUAAUUCCGAAAAAGGAUAAAAGCCAACAGGGUCGCAGUGAAUUUGAAUCUCUUAAAGACCUUGCCGAUUACUUAACAGAACAAGAUGAAAUCAAGAAAAAGAAAAAGGAAGAAAGUGUAUGACUGAAAGAAAUAAAACAAAUAGAAGACAAAGACAAAAGUUCUGAUGUGAAACGAGACAUUUGUGUGUGAAUGUUAUUGUGUGUUAUUAUGAGAGUAUUUUAUGAGACAA